CGGAGCAUUGUGGGACACAAACAAAGUGCCCCCAAACAGGCUGGAGUGAAACGAGCGGCUACGGCGGCGCCGGCUCGCACGCGCGCUGCGGCGGCUCCCUCCCAGCCUCUCCUCCUCCUCUCCCCUCAGUCCCUUUCCCCUUCCCCACCCCGCCCCGCCGGGCCAGCGCGAGCCGUCGCCCGCCCUCGGCAAACCGCCCCCAACCGCCGCCCGCGCGCAGCGGGCUGGGCCCCUCGCUCCUCCCCUCAGGCCCACGGGCGCCGGGCGCUCUCCUCCUCGCGCCUCGCACUCUCGCACUCUCGCACCUCGCGUGCACGCGGGUGAGCGGCGCCGCCAUGCGCGCCCAGUCCCAGGCUGCACACUGGCCUAGGCGCGGCGGCCCGAGAUAGGGUCCCCUGAGCCUCCCGGGGGAGGAGAGGAGCCAGCCGCGCGCUCCGCCCCCUCCCCCCGGGUUGCCGCCGCUACCGCCACCGCCACCUCGCCGCCCCAGCCUGGCGGGGAAGAGGAGGAGCAGUUGCAGGCCUCCGGGCCCCCGCACCGCCGCCCGCAGGGUAAUUCUGAUUCAUUGCAUCCUUGAAGAGCAUCAAUAGAAGAGGGGGAAAAAAGAUGGGUGUGAAAACAUUUACUCACAGCUCCUCUUCCCACAGCCAGGAAAUGCUGGGAAAACUAAAUAUGCUACGAAAUGACGGACAUUUUUGUGAUAUCACUAUUCGUGUCCAGGACAGAAUCUUCCGGGCUCACAAGGUGGUACUAGCAGCUUGCAGUGAUUUCUUUCGAACCAAACUUGUGGGCCAAACAGAGGAUGAGAACAAAAAUGUGUUGGAUCUGCAUCAUGUUACAGUGACUGGCUUUAUACCUCUGCUGGAAUACGCUUACACAGCCACUCUGUCCAUUAACACGGAAAAUAUUAUUGAUGUUCUAGCAGCAGCCAGCUAUAUGCAAAUGUUUAGUGUUGCUAGUACGUGCUCAGAGUUCAUGAAAUCAAGUAUUUUGUGGAAUACACCUAAUAGCCAACCAGAAAAGGGUCUAGAUGCUGGACAAGAAAAUAGUUCCAACUGCAAUUUUACUUCUCGAGAUGGAAGCAUUUCUCCAGUGUCUUCCGAGUGCAGUGCUGUGGAAAGGACCAUUCCUGUCUGCCGAGAGUCCCGGAGAAAACGCAAAAGCUACAUUGUUAUGUCUCCUGAGAGCCCUGUAAAAUGUAGCACACAAACAAAUUCCCCCCAGGUACUGAAUUCUUCAGCUUCCUAUGCAGAAAAUAGAAAUCAGCCAGUUGAUUCUUCUUUAGCGUUUCCAUGGACUUUCCCUUUUGGAAUUGAUAGGAGGAUUCAGCCUGAGAAAGCAAAGCAGGCAGAAAAUACCCGGACUUUAGAGUUGCCUGGCCCGUCCGAGGCAGGUAGAAGGAUGGCUGACUAUGUGACUUGUGAGAGCACAAAAACUACCUUGCCUCUAGGUACAGAAGAAGACGUCCGGGUCAAAGUAGAAAGAUUAAGUGAUGAGGAGGUUCAUGAGGAAGUGUCCCAGCCCGUUAGUGCAUCUCAGAGCUCACUGAGUGAUCAGCAGACGGUGCCUGGAAGUGAACCAGUUCAAGAGGACCUUCUGAUUAGUCCACAGUCUUCCUCUAUAGGCUCAGUGGAUGAAGGAGUCACUGAAGGAUUGCCUACACUUCAGAGCACUUCCAGCACCAAUGCUCAUGCAGAUGAGGAUGACAGAUUGGAAAAUGUUCAGUAUCCCUAUCAACUGUACAUUGCUCCUUCUACCAGCAGUACAGAACGACCAAGUCCAAAUGGUCCAGACAGACCUUUUCAAUGUCCAACCUGUGGGGUUCGCUUCACCCGUAUUCAGAAUCUAAAACAGCACAUGCUUAUCCACUCAGGAAUUAAACCAUUUCAGUGUGACUGCUGUGGAAAAAAGUUUACCAGGGCUUACUCGCUAAAGAUGCAUCGCCUAAAGCACGAAGGUAAACGCUGUUUCCGGUGCCAGAUAUGUAGUGCCACUUUCACUUCCUUCGGGGAGUAUAAACACCAUAUGAGGGUUUCCCGGCACAUUAUCCGCAAGCCUCGGAUUUACGAGUGCAAAACAUGUGGCGCCAUGUUCACCAACUCUGGAAAUUUAAUCGUGCACCUGAGGAGUCUGAACCAUGAAGCAUCAGAGCUAGCAAACUACUUCCAGAGCAGUGAUUUCUUAGUACCGGACUACUUAAGCCAGGAGCAAGAAGAGGCCCUUGUUCAGUAUGAUCUUGGAGAGCACACUUCUGAAAGCAGCUCUUCUGUUCAAAUGCCUGUGAUUUCACAGGUCUCCUCAACCCACAACUGUGAAAGCACUUUUCCCCUGGGGUCUCUUGGUGGGCUUGCAGAAAAGGAGGAGGACCUGCAAGAGCAGCCAAAGACCAGUGCUCACGAUGAUGCUCCCCGAGAUGACCCCCCCAAGGCAGAGCUGUCUUCUAUAACUAUUGAGUGAUUCUGUGAUUGGCCUGGGUUUUGGGGUUUUUUUGUUUUGUUUUGUUUGUUUGUUUGUUUGUUUGUUUUGGAAAGUGCCUGUGCUUGGUCUCAUAUGUUUAAAUUUAAUUUAAUUUUUUAAAAAGGGGUUCCCUUUGUAAGCUCUGAAACUAGAGGGUUCUUUGUUUUGUUUUGUUUUUUCAUAGCUUUAGUAUGUAUACAAUAAGGUAACAUUGAAACAGAACAUAAACUUUAAGAGUAAGGAAAAGCAGCUGACUUAGAACAUGGCAGUUCUUCCAUUGUUAAAAGUGGGCAGCAGCAGAUACAAAAGAAGUCGGGUUGUUGUUGACCUUUCUGAGAUAAGAGGGCUAAUGAGAAGUUACUAAAGAGUUUGACAAAGCCUAAGGAAUGUUUACUCCUGGACACAGGGUGUUAGAAACCCUGUAGUUUUGGAAGAAUUUACGGUAUUUUUUUUUUCAGAUGACGGUAAAUAACUUCUGAAAUCCAGUAUAUUCUUUUUUUUUUUUUUAAGCCAUUUUGGAUUUUCAUGGUGAAAAAUUAGUAUCAGGCAGGUAUUUUCUGUACCUUUGUAGUACUCCUCCAAAGGCUAGGUGUGGUUGAGAAGAGUCAGGCGCGCGUGGAAUGGCAGGGCGCAGAACGAGGUACGUAUACCCAGCUUUGCAGGAACUCUCUUCAGACUGUUUUUUUUACUGGCCAUUGACUGCUGACAUCUGGUUAACUAGGACAUUGCUCAGAUAAGUGUCCUCGUGUCCCAUCAACAGCACUUUCACUUGCAUAUAUACUAUUGUGCUGCCAUAUAAAAGAAAAAUAUUGAAGAUAUUCUAUAUUUUAUAUAUAGGUUUAUGUAUUGUUGAGGAUGUCGAUGCUGUGCUGUUUUGGACAAAAUAAAAGAAUUCUGUUUUGAGGCUACAUUCUUAACCCAAUUAAGAUUGUUUACAAGAUCACAUUUGACAACAAUAUAAUGUUCUUAUUCCAAAAUAUUUUAAGGUAUUGCCAAGUUUGUUAAAAGCCGCUAUUACAUAGUUUUCACAGGAUGUGAGCAAUAAUGUGAAAGAUAAGAGGUGGUAAAAUGAUCAUCUAUGACUCAAAACUUAGAGGAGCGAUUGUUAAGACUAAGAUCUAAAAACUUUGCUACUCAGAUGAUAAAAUUUAUAUGAUACUCUAGAUUGGGAUAUACUUUUUUAUCUGCUGCCAUUAAAGCCUCUUUGAUCUGAAGUAUUCAUGAAUCAAUAAAUAAUGAACUUAUGUGUAAUUUUUUUUUUUCCCGGAACUAGGGACCGAACCCAGGCCCUUGCACUUGCUAGGCAAGCGCUCUACCGCUGAGCUAAAUCCCCAGCCCCGUAAUUUUUUAUAUAGAAAGUAGCCCCAGCAUUUAUCAUUGUGGUAGCCCCUGAUGGGGUUAGAAGAUAAAAACUACAUAUGUUUUUUUGUUUGACUUUGGAUAUUUGUAACAGGAUCAUAGGUAGCCCAGGUUGGUCCAGAACUCAUGAUCCUAUUGCCUCAGUUCCCCCACAAUGCUUGUUAACAUUACAUAUCAUAGACACAUCACCACAUCCAGAUCAAGCUAUAGUCUUAGUCAAACACAUGAUCUGACUUUUACCCCAGUGCCAGACCUUACUUACUUACACUUUAUGUUUUAGUAAUUUGUCUCUUUAAAAUUUAUUAAUUCUGCAAUUUAAUUUCUAUCUCUGUCCUUUUUUCUUCUUAAUACUGAGAGUUGAACCCAGGACUUUAUAUAUUAUGAGCAUGUGCUCUAUCACUAGAUCCAACCCCAACCCGUAUUUCUAGUUUUUUACCUGACUCAUUUGCUCCCAAGCAUAAGUGUGUGACCUUCAGAAAAGUCAACUAAAAGAGUCAGUAAUUUUUAUUUUAUUAUCAUAUGAUCUUUGAAAACUGUGCCUACUAAUACAUAAAUCCUAAAACUCAUUAGAAUCCUAUUUUAGUAAGGUAAAUGUUUUUGGUUCUAAACUGGGUUUUUAUUUUGUUAAGAGCUAGAAAAAGGGGAAAGGAAGAAAGAAAUAAGAGUAAAUCAGAGAUGAAUUGAUUUGAAGAAUUCUUUUGAGAUUUUUGGUGAAAGUGUUUCAGUAUGCCCUCUCCUAGGAAUUCUGAAUUAGGACAGCCCUGCUAGCUUCCCUGGGAAGGACGUGCCUCACUGUGGAUUUUCAUUACUAGUGACAAAUCUUGGAGCCAACCUUAAUGAGAAAUUCCAAUAUACUAUGAAUGCACAAAUGGUUAGAUGCCUACUGCCCAAAUCUUUUUGAUAAAGUUACCCGACCAGUGUUUUUUUUUUUUUUUUGGUUCUUUUUUUCGGAGCUGGGGACCGAACCCAGGGCCUUGCGCUUCCUAGGUAAGCGCUCUACCACUGAGCUAAAUCCCCAGCCCCCGACCAGUGUUUAAUAUAAAAUGAUACAAAGGCCUUUUUCUGUUCCAAUAUGACUCUACAUUUUUUGAGGACAUUUUGUUUAUGGGUCUAUUAUAGGAAAUACAACUGCAAGAGAUAAUUGUAUAUAUAGUAAUACUUAAAGUUUAUUUAAAGUUGAUUUAAGAGGGGAAUGCCUAGAUGUAUACUUUUCACCAGAACAUAUGGAAAACAUUGUGAAGAGAUGAAAGCCAGUUAAUGUGAUCCCAUCAUAGAAAUCACCAGGGGAACUAAACAGAGAAGCAGUCUUGUUUAGAAUAAAUAUUUAAAGGUAGCUAUCUUUCGUAAGGCCUACGAGGGUAACUUUGUGAUAUUUAAAGGGCUUACAUUUUAGAAUGCUAGAUAAGUUACUUUUUAAAAAUCUAAGCAUUUUAUAUAAGAAAAGCUCUGUUUUCAAUUUUUUUCCAACUACCAAAUAGAUAGGAUGUGCUUUAGAGGUAAAGUCUUCACCGUGUUGGAGGCGGUAGCCCCUCCUGUCAGUCUUUGCAUUUCCAAACUCCAGCUUCAGAGGGUCACGUCAGGACGCCACUGACUCAGAAACAGAAAGUUAACAGGACACUUUACCUUGUGCAUUUAAAUUUUCUAAGAAAUGGAUAUUGAUAACGUUAUUAUCCAAAAAUAUGUGAGCUUCUCUUAAUUGGCCAUUUUAAACAAUCCUAAUUUUUAUUUUGAGUCUAAUUUCAAGUUUAACCACAGUUCAUUAUUACUAGGUUUUAUUUUGAGUUUUUCAGGGGUGGAGUUUAAUUUUUUUUUUUAAGUUCACAAUUUUGUUAAGACAGAAUGUACUAAAAUGUUUAAGUUGCUUCAUUUCAGUCUUAUGUUUGAACAUAUUAAGUCCCAAUAAAUAGGAUCCGUGUUAAGAUACAUUCCCUUUGUUAUUAAAAACAAACAGAAAAUACUUGUUAAAAUGUUUUACUAAAUAGAGUGGAGGAGUAAGGGCCUCUGGUUCACUGAGUCAUUGGUUCUCCAGUUGCCUUCUAACUACGGAGCCAGGCUCUCCUGUUUUAAAACUGAUCCCCAUUCCUUUAGAAGCUAUGUUAAGUCUUUCACUCCUUGAAAAAAGGCUCUCCUUUCAUUUGUCUAAUUAAUAGAAGGCACUUGCAUGGUGAGUGUCUGUUUUCAGAUUAGGCGUUAGUCUGUUAGCUUUUCUAAGGUACAUGACCAUACAGUGUUAUGCAGAGGGGAUCCUCUAGCAGGAUCUCAGACACUGUUUUCUUAUGAUGGCAAAUGAGCAGUCCUCAAUUCUAACUCGAGAGAUUUUGGUUUGUAGACCUAAUGACCAGGCGAAUUAGAAACUUCCAUUGUACUGCAUCACUCAUCUGCCCAAAGGGCCUUCAAACUGAAGUAUACACCUACAUGAAGGAAUGAUGUGAGUUCUUAACUAGGAGUGGGGGAAAAGAACUAGGAAAGCUCACAUAAUGGAGCAGACAGCCCAAAGGUAGGGGAGAAAGAUAGGUUUUCACUGUAAACGUUGACAUCAGACGCCUUUUUAUAUUUCCAUAGUUACUAAGAGAACAUAUAGAAACCAGAAGGCAGUGGAACAAAAGUGAGGGAGUAGAGAGAUGUUAUUGUUGUAGUAAAUACAGCUAUGAGGAAUAUUUAUAACUAAAUACAUGUUUUAAAUAAGAUCAAAAUUAAGAUUUCUUAUUUUGCUUAUACUAGUAUUUAUCCACUCUUGUUUUUGACAGAAUGUGGUGACGUGGGAUAAUUUUUACGUGAAAAAUCUUCAGCAAAACAAAUUUACCAAAAUAGCAAUGGGUCAGCUAAACACUGGAGUGGCAUUAAGCCAGUCCGCAAGCCGGUUAAGAAGUAGGCUGUAAUGUUUCACUCCGGAAUGCAUAACUUGAGAUGUUUGCUGCAACCUAGAAACAUGAACUGUGUAGAACAGGGAAUGCUGCUGGGCACUACCAGGAGUUACUGAAGUGAUGAGUGAGAUGCUUUCCCAUAUCGUAAUUCUGGUUUAUAAUAGAAGCGAUAGUUCCAUGGUUUUGGAAGUAGUCACUGUAGAUUCCAGACAGUCCAGUUGGAGCCUUGGCUUUGGCAGUGUCUGAACAUGUUGCUUUAACUGCUCCUUCAACUUUAGCAGUGCUCCCUGAGUGAAACCCAGGCCGGUUCCAGCAGACACCGGGCUUCCUGUGGACAUAACAGUUUACAAAAACUUAGGAGUUCAGACCCUGAUUGAGAAACAUUAAAAUUAAUGUUUUUAUUAAAAGUAUAAGAGAAAAUUAAGUUUUUUUAAGUGCCUAAUUUAUAAAGUUAAAUUCUUUAUUUCUAAGUUAUCAAGCUUUGCUAAGCCUAAAAACCCUGGGCUCAGUUGUGAUGAUUUACUAGUAAAGUCACCAGUAAUCAUUUGAGGAGCUAUAGUGUCAUGACUUUUACUAAAUUCCUUGUUUUCUCAAAUGGCAGACUGACUAUACCUAGAGCUUGAAAAGUCACCCUGUGAGUGAGUUCAUUACCAAAGCCCGUCACCUGCUGAGUAGUCAGCGCUGUCUGCACAGGAGGGAGUAGUGUGGCUUCAAGAUGGCAGCAUUGUCCGCAGUGGUGUUUUCCAGAGAGCCUUUUCUGUGAGUAGUGUGUGCGUGCCCUCUGAGCUUGUCCUGUUAGGUAGCCGUUCUCCGGUUGACAGCUGAUAUGAAGGUCUUUGGCACUGAGAAUGCAGUUUUGAAAGUUGCACUGCUUUUCUGCCCCCUAGAGUGAGUGGCAUUGGAUAUUUAGAAGUGAGGCCAUAAACUUGUUACUUUGUUUAUACAAAAUGAUGGCUUCCGAUGCUUAUGUAUGGAAGUAUUGCUUAAAGAACAGCCUCUGAUAAGGUAAAAUCUGGUUUUGACUCAAGUUCUAAUGAUGUAUUUAGUUUAUUGAUACUGGUGUCUCCUGUUGCAUCAGCUAGAUAUUGCCUGCCUCUUUGUUAAGGCACCCUGUGGCACCUUACGUUCAACUUGAAGGAUGGUAUGUGGCCUCUUUGUGCCUCUACUGUCUUUUCAAAAGCCAUUUUAUAAAAAUCUUAGGUAUUUUAAUAUUUAAAUAUAUAUAUUUGUGAAAGAUACUUUUAGAACGAAUUUUUUUUAACUUUAAAGUUCCUGUAUUCCCAUUUUUAAGAGUAAACUAAAGAUUUUCCAGGCUUAGGAGUAUCUUUUUUCAGAACCGUGAUAAGAAAGUCAGAUUGAGGUAAUAAACCAGAGAGUUUGAUGAUAGGGAAAAAGAUAUCUGGUGAGGGGAGACAGAUUUAAAGGUGAAAACAAUUACUUUGAUGUAACAAAUUAACUUCUUAAAUAAAGUUUUGUGGUUUUGCUCCUGUGAUUUCGUAUUUGCUGCUAUAGUAGCUCACUAUUUUAUAGGGCUAAUAUAUAAAUCUGGCCCCAUUUAAAACUGAGGUCCUUUCUAAUCCAAACAGCCUAGAAAGAGACUGCAGCACAGUCUGCCAGCGGUGGCCAGUGUCCAUAUAGCUGAUGCAUGCUUUAAUGUUUGCCUGUAGCUGGCAGCACGGAGGUCAGGGAAGCUUCCUACCCUGCCAGACAGAGCAUUAUGAUUCUUGGGGGACUGGCAUCUGGGAGACAAGACAGGCCAAAGAGGGAACCGCUGAGGAGAGCGUGUGAAUGCAGUUGCAUGUUCCCAUGUUCUCCUAUAGCAGUCCUACUCUCCAGCUGCGCCAGUCCCCAUGUCACCAGCUCUGUACCAGUUGUCAUCUCAUUCAAGUGUGGCUUUACUUGGUGACAGUGGCCAUAGCUAAAUUACUUAGCAUGUUUGACUUUCUACAAUAACAAAAAUGGUCUUAAAUUUUUGUUUUGAUUUCCUAAAAAAAAUGUACACAGUGUCAUAACUUCACGUUUUAUAAACUAGUAUCUGGCUAUUAGUAUUUUACAGAAACCAUGGUUCUUGGUGACUACAUAUAUAUAUAUAUAUAUUUUUGUGACCUUUUUGUAAACUAAGUGCCGUUUCAACGUUACAAUCAUUUUUAGAGUUAUUGUAAUCAAUGUGAAUAUCAUGUUUUUUCAAAUCUGUUCUGAGCCUAGUGUUUGCUUUGUGAAAAAUAUGUGUAUUGUAUAUAUUCUGUAUAGUUAUACUGUAUUGAAAUAUUAGCUUGUUUGAUAUGAGAAAAAGUAUGUAUUGAGUACCUUUUUGCUAGCCUGAUUGCUUAAUCUUUUUUAAAAAGGUUUAAUUUUUUUUUUUUAAUCUUUAAACUGGCCUUUAUUAAUGGUCACAAAUAAAGUUGCAGUUAGAAGGGAUGGACAGGGAAAAUUUAGUCUUGAGUGUCUUUGGAUAGAAACAUGAGACUAAGAUUUGUUUCGGGUUUUUUGUUUGUUUUUGUUUUUGUUUUUUUUUUCUCAUUAAAAUACCUUACUGAUGUUUUAUGAAA
Rattus norvegicus (Norway rat) is the source of this 9229-nucleotide messenger RNA. Lineage: Eukaryota; Metazoa; Chordata; Mammalia; Rodentia; Muridae. The record is from RefSeq and is a predicted model, not a curated record.